Molecule: messenger RNA, 1235 nt
Organism: Pistacia vera
Lineage: Eukaryota; Viridiplantae; Streptophyta; Magnoliopsida; Sapindales; Anacardiaceae
Exons: 11
Coding region: 74-1222 (382 amino acids)
Cellular component (GO): nucleus; cytoplasm
Molecular function (GO): nicotinamide-nucleotide adenylyltransferase activity; ATP hydrolysis activity
Source: RefSeq, a predicted model, not a curated record
CUUAUAUUAACAGGGAAACUUGAGGUCGAGCGAUCAUCGAUCAUCGAACACGACGACGAGAAGAGAUACGAAAAUGACAGACGCGUGUAUCCGAUCACUUGUGGAAGCUAUACACGCGAGCCCCACGCAAGCCGUGCUCUAUCUGUCCGGUGGCGCCUCUCAGUCUUUAGGCUGGUUAAUGUCGGUUCCAGGAGCUUCGAACACCUUGCUUGAAACAGUUGUACCGUACUCCAGAAUGCCCAUAAUUCAGUUACUCGGCAAGAUUCCUUCGAGUUAUUGUAGUGAACAGACGGCGGCAAGAAUGGCUGUGCUGGCUUAUAAUCGUGCGCUUAAGCUCUCUAAGCCAGGUUUCCCAGUUCUUGGUGUUGGUUUUACCGGUGCUUUGGCCAGCACACGUCCGAAACUUGGGGACCACAGAUUUCACUUGUCAACUAGGACAUCUGACCGAUUAUUGGUAUCUACAGUUACCCUGUCAAAGGGUUUGCGGACUCGAGAGGAAGAAGAUAAGGUCUCAAGUCACUAUUUACUUAGGGGGAUUGCAAAUGCAUGCAAAGUCCCAGCAACAUUUGUUUCUGGGUUGACUGAAUCUGAAAAAGUUACUGAAUCUGAGCAACAGUUCAGUGAAGAACAAGAAUUAGAACAACUCUUAAAUGGGGAGAUUUGCUUUAAGGUUUAUCCAUUUUCAAGUGGCUUGUCUAAUGAAGAGAGGAAAGUAAUACUUUCUGGUUCAUUUAAUCCAUUACAUGAUGGUCACCUCAAGCUUUUGGAAAUUGCAACUAGCAUUUGUGGCGAUGGUUAUCCAUGCUUUGAAAUAUCAGCAGUCAAUGCGGACAAACCUCCAUUGUCAGUAUCCCAAAUCAAAGAUCGUGUCAAGCAAUUUGAAAAUGUUGGAAAGACUGUAAUUGUUUCAAAUCAGCCUUUUUUUUAUAAGAAAGCUGAACUUUUUCCAGGCAGUGCUUUCGUAAUCGGUGCAGAUACAGUAGCGAGACUUAUUAAUCCUAAAUAUUACGAUGGAGACUACGGGAAGAUGCUGGAGAUACUGAUUGGAUGCAAGAGAACAGGAUGCACCUUCCUUGUUGGUGGCCGUAUUGUGGAUGGUGUUUUCAAGGUUCUUGAAGAUUUUGACAUACCAGAGACAUUACAAGAUAUGUUUGUCCCAAUACCAGCAGAAAAAUUCCGCAUGGAUAUUUCCUCCACUGAAAUAAGGAAAAACCAAACGUAAUUUCUUCUGUAAC